Messenger RNA from Sinocyclocheilus grahami, 2015 nucleotides. RefSeq names its product leucine-rich repeat-containing protein 75A-like. Bases 1521 to 2015 code for a protein of 164 amino acids. The transcript has 3 exons. The record is from RefSeq and is a predicted model, not a curated record. Lineage: Eukaryota; Metazoa; Chordata; Actinopteri; Cypriniformes; Cyprinidae.
CCCACACAGCCUGUGUCGAGACCCAGAGCUUCUCCGCUCCAUCUGAGUGAUGAGAGACCGUUCAGUCGCUCUCCUCUGAACACACCCUACCCUCAGACGGGACACACCUGGGGAGAGGUCAUAUCAGAGCGGGAAUUAAUUGGACAUGGCACAUUUCAGCAGAGAACAGUGAUAUUUCUGCGGUCUGCGUGGAAGAAAACACUGGAAUGACUUGAGCUCGGAGGAAAACAGUGACGGACGACGUAAAUAUUUACAUGCCCUUUUUCACAGCAGUACUGCUCGCCGUCGACUAAACUCACACUGAAACCUACAUCGUGUGCCUUUGAGAGACUGCGGAGGAACUGCGAUGUUAACACUUACAAACAACGACUGAAAUAAAAAUACGGGCGGGAAACGUAACAUCCUGCCGUAAGAUCGUGCUAGAAUUCUGUUGAACCCGACUGUGAGAGUUUCUGGAGGUUUGCGAGACUGCUCUCCUCUGCGGUCAUGCCGCGGGCAUCAUCAGAUCUAUUCCCUACCUGAGUGAAUCGAGGAUUACUGGUGCUUUGGCAGAAGAUAUUAAUUAUGCCCUAAUUGGACUGAAAUACAAGAAGUUUGGAAUGUAACACGCAGUGUUUUAGAUGGUUUGCCGCCUUAUAAAAUUCCAAAAUAAUUUUGCGCGUGCAAACGGAGGAUUCUAAAGAGUGAGCAACGGACGUUACACGAGUCAGCUGUGAAUGAUAUAAAAGUUCAACGUUUUGUAAACUACAAAUUGGAUGAGAAAUGUACGCAGUGGAGUCAACUUUUUAAGUAAUUUUAUGAGCGUAAUCGCUUCGUAUCGCGGAACCCAAACGGUCGUUUUGCGCUCCUUGUGCGGUUAACCCUCAAGACGUUUUAAACAAAACACAAGUAUUUUUGUGAGAAUAUUGUGAUGUGUUUAUACAUGGUAAUGUGAUAAAUAACGACAGUACAGUGUUUUAUUGAUGCAGCGCCCGAUACAAACAUCAUGAGCAGCUGUUGCUAUGGUUACCUACGCAGAAGCGAUUUCUGUUCGCGUAGGUAAAUUUUGUGGUUACUGAAACGUUAUUCGAACGCUGUUGAAACAUAUAAAUGCUUAUGUAAAAAUACAUUUCUAAGACCCCCAACUUUAAUUUGGGGUAUUCAUGGCUUAAUUAGGGGGUCGUACAUCCCCCCAAACCUCCCUCAUAUUUCACACCCUGUGAAUGAGCACGUUUGUGAAACAGAUUUUACUGAAAUGCCAAGUUUUUGUAAUUUUAUUAUAUAAUUUCACAUCUUAAUGCAAGUAUAUUUUCUCUGUCAGCUUAGAGAUGACAGGUGUAAGGUGAGCAGAAGGACUUUUAAAACACUGUUCUCCAAUAAACUUUAUAGGAACACUAAAGCUUAUUUCUUAUUUUCAUUUGUUUCUUACUAAAUUUUAUCUCGCGUAAAAUUAAAAGACUUUUAAUAGUUAAAUGUGGAUUCAUUUUGAAAGUAUGCCCAGUCUGGAGGCCCUUUUCCAGGGUGAGACUCUAUAACCAAACAUGGGAGCGAAGCAAACGAAGGGACAGGAGGCAGGAGCGAGUCCUCAGAGCACAGGAUGGAAACGGACCCCAACGAAAGAGCGAGGAGACAUCCUUACUUCUAUAAUGUUGAGGUCAGGAGACAAACUGAGGAGCAGUGGGACUCCUCCUCCCUACCAGCGGCGCAUCGGGAUGAUACAAGAGAUGAUGCUGAUGGCAAAGCAGGGGAAACACGAUGAGGCGACAGAGAUGCUGAAGACUCUCCGGCAGGAUCUGGGAAUGGAGUCAACCUCUCUGGAUGAUGUUCUCUACCGCUAUGCCAGUUUCCGCAACCUGGUGGAUCCCAUUACCCAUGACCUCAUUAUCAGCCUGGCCAAAUAUAUUCACUGCCCAAAGACGGAGGGAGAUGCUUUGGGUGCCAUGGAGAAGGUGUGCCGUCAGCUGACCUACCACCUGAGCCCACACUCCCAGUGGAGACGGCAGGGGCUGCUGAAGAGAAAGCCACAGGCCUGGUGA